AUGAAUCCUAAUUCUCCUGGAAUAAAAUUUGUUAAUGGAAAACGAGGAGAUCAGAAACAAUCAUUAUUAUUCCCUUCACCUACUGGAACAUUAGAUUUAUCACACUAUAAUUUUGUACCUACACAAGCAGAUAAUACUAAUAACACGAUUAUUACCACUACUGCUAACAACAAUAAAGAUACUAAGUCUAAACGACUAAAUGGUCGGUUAUCCAAUCAGGUAUCGGCAACAAAUAAUCGGUUGAAUGAUACACUCAUUGAUAAUAAUAAUAAUAAUGCAGAAUUUAUGGAUUCAGCACAAACAGCUGAAAAUGGUGAAAAAGAGAAAAAACGUAGACGUUUCGCAGACCACGGAAAAAUAGUAAAUUAG
Molecule: messenger RNA, 369 nt
Organism: Schistosoma mattheei
Lineage: Eukaryota; Metazoa; Platyhelminthes; Trematoda; Strigeidida; Schistosomatidae
Source: the annotation of a GenBank genome assembly